Messenger RNA from Triticum dicoccoides, 1787 nucleotides. RefSeq names its product asparagine--tRNA ligase, cytoplasmic 1-like. Gene Ontology annotation, molecular function: asparagine-tRNA ligase activity; ATP binding; nucleic acid binding. Gene Ontology annotation, cellular component: mitochondrion. The record is from RefSeq and is a predicted model, not a curated record. Gene Ontology annotation, biological process: asparaginyl-tRNA aminoacylation. The coding region runs from base 1 to 1539 and encodes 512 amino acids. The transcript has 5 exons. Lineage: Eukaryota; Viridiplantae; Streptophyta; Magnoliopsida; Poales; Poaceae.
AUGGCGGCCUCCACGAUGGCAGCACCGCCGGCCGAUCUCCCGGCCGCCGACCACCUGGAGCCUCCGAUGGCCGCGUCCCGCACGCCCAUCCGCGCGAUCCUGGCCGCCACGGACGCCCUCGCCGGCGAGCGCGUGGUCGUGGGCGGUUGGGUCCGGGCCGGCCGCGUCCAGUGCGGCGGCACCGUGGCCUUCCUUGCCGUCAACGACGGCUCCUGCCACGCCAGCCUGCAGCUCGUCGUCGAAGCGGCCUGGGUGACGCACCCGCCGCUCGCCCGCCUCGCUGCCACGGGGACCUCCGUGCUCGUCUCCGGCGUGCUCCGGGUCCCGCCCGGGAAGAGCAAGGAGCGCAUCGAGCUGGGCGUCGAGGCCGUCAUCGACGCCGGCGAGGUCGACGACCCGGCCGCCUACCCGCUGCCAAAGGGUAGGAUUAAGCUCGACCGCCUCCGGGACUUCCUCCACCUCCGGCCCCGCAACGACACCAUCGCGGCGGUUGCGAGGAUGAGGAGCGAGCUCACGUUCGCCACACACUCGUUCUUCCGGGAGAUGGGUUUCGUGUGCGUGCACACGCCGAUUAUCACCACCGACGACUGCGAGGGCGCCGGCGACAUGUUCCAGGUGACAACACUGUUCAGCCAGGCCCAGAAGGCGGACAGGGACCUCAGGCUGAAGCUUGCUCCUCACCAUGAUGCCGACGAUGAAGAAGAAGAAGGAACUGUCGGUUUCGAGAGCGACUUCUUCAGGCGUCAGGCUUUCCUCACCGUCUCCGGCCAGCUCCAGGCCGAGGCCUACGCCUGCGCGCUCAGCGGCGUCUACACCUUCGGCCCCACGUUCCGUGCCGAGAACUCGCACACCUCGCGGCACCUCGCCGAGUUCUGGAUGGUCGAGCCGGAGAUCGCGUUCGCAGACCUGCAGGAUAUCAUGAACUAUGCAGAGAGCUACGUGCAGUACCUCUGCAAGUGGCUGCUGGAGCAUUGCAUGGAGGACAUGGAGUUCAUGGCUAAAACCCAUGAUAAGGCUGCGAUCGAGCGUCUAGAGCUAGUUUCGUCGACGCCUUUCGAACGUGUCUCGUAUACGAAGGCUGUUGAGAUACUGAUGGGCUCAGCUGGUAGCAAGAAGUUCCAGACCAAAGUUGAAUGGGGAAUCGAUUUAGCGUCCGAGCAUGAGAGGUACUUGACUGAGGUGAUAUUCAAGAAGCCUGUCGUUGUUUAUAACUACCCGCGAGGGAUAAAAGCGUUUUAUAUGAGGCUCAACGAUGACCAGAAGACUGUGGCUGCUAUGGAUGUUCUUGUUCCCAAGGUUGGUGAAUUGAUUGGUGGUAGUCAGAGGGAGGAGCGCUUCGGUAUCCUUAAACAACGGAUACUGGAGGCCGGUUUGCCGAUGGCAUCCUAUGAGUUCUAUCUGGACCUUCGACGCUAUGGAUCCGUGAAGCACAGCGGGUUCGGGCUGGGCUUGGAGAGGAUGCUCCUCUUCGCCACGGGCCUUGACAACAUCAGAGAUGUCAUCCCCUUCCCCAGGUACCCUGGGAAGGCCGACCUCUGAAGAUCUGAUUGGCCUCCCAAGCAAUAGCACAAGUUGUCCAUAGUCUGAUAACCAGCUAGGGUACAGUGGUAAUAGGUGUAAAGCAUAGUAAGUGUAAAUUAGCAUAAGUUGUCCAUAAGUGAGACUAGGAGUCAUACGUGCGCAUAUAUCAUAGUUUGUGAUGAUGUCCUUUAGAUAGCACAAAAAUAGUCUUUUUAUUUCAGUUCAUGUCAAAUUUGAAUUUGAAUGUAAGGAUUGUACUAAUUGAA